AAGGGGCCGGAAGUCUCUGUCUGCCGGGUGUUGCUGCUUUUGUCUCUUGGAGGCAGUGCACCCCUGAGCUGCACUUGUUACCUGAGCACGAAGGGACAAGCAGUUCAGCCCUUUUCUGUGCUGGCUGGAUUUGCUUGUAUUUGUUCCUAGUCACUGCUCAUGUAAUGCACUCCCUUAACCAGGAAAUUAAAGCAUUCUCCCGGAAUAAUCUCAGGAAGCAAUGCACCAGGGUGACAACGCUCACUGGAAAGAAAAUUAUAGAAACAUGGAAAGAUGCCAGAAUUCAUGUGGUGGAAGAAGUAGAGCCGAGCAGUGGGGGUGGUUGUGGUUAUGUGCAGGAUCUUAGCUUGGAUCUGCAAGUUGGCGUUAUUAAGCCAUGGUUGCUCCUGGGGUCACAAGAUGCUGCUCAUGAUCUGGAUAUACUGAAAAAGCACAAGGUGACUCAUAUUCUCAAUGUUGCAUAUGGAGUUGAAAAUGCUUUCCUCAGUGACUUUAUAUAUAAGAGCAUUUCUAUACUGGAUUUGCCUGAAACCAACAUCCUGUCAUAUUUUCCAGAAUGUUUUGAAUUCAUUGAACAAGCAAAAAUGAAGGAUGGAGUGGUUCUUGUUCAUUGUAAUGCAGGGGUUUCCAGGGCAGCUGCAAUUGUGAUAGGCUUCCUGAUGAAUUCUGAAGAAAUCUCAUUUACCAGUGCUUUUACUUUGGUGAAAAAUGCAAGGCCUUCCAUAUGUCCAAAUGCUGGCUUCAUGGAGCAGCUUCGUACAUAUCAAGAGGGCAAAGAAAGCAAUAAGUGUGACAAAAUACAGGAAUUAGAAGGGGGCAACAGUUCAUGAGUUACAUUCUAGCAGAUGAUGGACAACUAGUUUCUGAGUUGGCCUCCAUAACCACUUUUCCCCUAUUUGGGAGAGUAAACUAAUAAAAACUUCCUUUUCUCUUGUUUUUCUUUGAAUGAAAAUGGAGGUCAAUUGAUUGUUCUGAGCUACUGUGUAAAUAAUUUUUUAAAUUAUAUUGUUUUCUUUGGUAUU
Messenger RNA from Molossus molossus (Pallas's mastiff bat), 1022 nucleotides. RefSeq names its product dual specificity phosphatase 19 (gene DUSP19). Gene Ontology annotation, molecular function: JUN kinase phosphatase activity. Gene Ontology annotation, cellular component: cytoplasm. Bases 165 to 830 code for a protein of 221 amino acids. NCBI's taxonomy places the organism in Eukaryota, Metazoa, Chordata, Mammalia, Chiroptera, Molossidae. The record is from RefSeq and is a predicted model, not a curated record. Gene Ontology annotation, biological process: regulation of MAP kinase activity; protein dephosphorylation. The transcript has 4 exons.